AUGGUAAAGGGUAGUGAUUGGUUAGGUGAUCAAGAUGCAAUACAUUACAUGUGUCAUGAAGCACCUUGGACAGUGAUUGAACUUGAACAUUAUGGUGUUCCUUUUUCAAGAACUGAAGAAGGCAAGAUUUAUCAAAGAGCUUUUGGCAGUCAAAGCUUACACUUUGGAGAAGGAAAGAUGGAAAAAAUAAGUGGGGGAGGUAUGAAUAACAUUCCUAAUACAGAUAUAGUUGCCCAAAUUGAGCGAGAAAUAAAAAGAAAGGAUAAAAACUUAGCUAAUACUGCUCGCAUAAUGUCUACUACUUAA
Molecule: messenger RNA, 306 nt
Organism: Entrophospora sp. SA101
Lineage: Eukaryota; Fungi; Glomeromycota; Glomeromycetes; Entrophosporales; Entrophosporaceae
Source: the annotation of a GenBank genome assembly